CACACACACACACACACGCACACACACACACACACACACACACACACACACACACACACACACACACACACACACACACACACACACACACACACACACACACACACACACACACACACACACACACACGUAUGUCCCACCCCCCAACGGUCAUCAGAAGAUACAUGAACGGAGGAGAUUUGAAGUCACAUUCACAACCGAGAGAGAAAGAGGGGGGGGAUACGGUAGACGGGUAGAAUGGAGAGACAACAACUGUAAAAGGAAAGUAGGCUACUUGGCAGGUCAAACUGGACAAGAGACAGGUGUAACUGUUUUCAGGAUGACUGGUUACUUACAGUUUGCAAGAGUCUAACCAUUGUGAGAUGGUCAUGUAAAAGAAAAUAGAAAACCUCACAUUACUGUCACCACCGUAACCUGUGUGAAGUUAACGUCUAACUCACUGGUCAGAUGGCUGGGACAAAAGCUGCUGUGCUUCCAUCCUUCAGCUCCUUCUCAAACUUUGUUCACUCUGAGGACAAUAUGAAGGAGUGGAAAUUUGAGGAUGGCGCUCUCAGUCUGGACUCUCAAACCAAGAGGACGUCACCUGGCAACACCAGUGACCAGCAGCCAGUUCUACCUCACCUGGACGAUGAAAGUGAAACCUCAUGGGACAUGGAGUUCUUGUUGUCUGACUGGAGCAGCCCAUCACCUGAGCUGAACCCCUCUCUGGACUACAACACUCAGUGUCUUCCUCAACUGGACCAAACUGGUCUCUACCAUGAUGGAGGAGGGGUGUUGACGGACCAAAUAAGUCCAGACAGGCUUCAUACGGGCUGCAGUAGCCUGAUGGUUGAGCUGCUCACCCCCUUAGAGACCAUUGGUUCAGGCUUACCAGAACUUUACAACCAACAGGUUCGUUCAUCAUCAUCAGUAUCAUCAUUCCCCAGUCAACCAAACGUGGACCAGUAUGGUUUCAACCCCGGAAGCAACCAGGUGGGACAUGGCAGAGAUAGAGCCACUGCUGUCCUCACUAAGGCCAAAUCAUGGGACUUUGGAAUGGGACACUACUACCCCCAACAACACACUUCCAUGGUGACGUUUCAAGAUGGCCCAUUCCUCCAAGCCCCUGUCUCCAUGACAACCUCUAUGACCUCUGAAUUUCGAACCCACCACUACAGCUUCCUCCAAAACUACCCCCACCACCUGGGUCUAUACCGCAACCAGAGGGACUACAACCUCCAUGGCCACCAUCACCAACAAGCCUCCUCCAACCACGUCCCCUACUCCCAGCACCAGCAGCCCCACCUAGCUAUCACCUCCUCAGGGGUUCCCCCUGGUGGCUUGGAGGGGAAGAACGGCCGCAGGACUGUGGCGAAGAAGAGAGCUGCUCUACACAGCUGUGAAUACUCAGGUUGUAGUAAGACCUAUACCAAGAGCUCCCACCUCAAGGCUCACCUCCGCACACACACAGGGGAGAAGCCAUACCACUGUACGUGGGAGGGCUGUGGGUGGAAGUUUGCCCGUUCGGACGAGUUGACCCGGCACUACCGUAAACACACGGGUCAGAAACCCUACGCGUGUCUGCAGUGUCAGAGAGCCUUCUCCCGCUCAGACCACCUGGCCCUGCACAUGAAGAGACACACAUGAUGAGAGGAGUGGAGGAUGGGUAUGACUGGGGCCGUGUGAGAUCAUACACACUAAUAUGUGUGUACCUGUCUACACACACUCUCUCUCUCUCUCUCUCUCUCUCUCUCUCUCUCUCUCUCUCUCUCUCUCUCUCUCUCUCUCUCUCUCUCAUUCUCUCUCUCUCUCUCUCUCUCUCUCUC
This is a messenger RNA of Oncorhynchus masou masou (cherry salmon), 1805 nucleotides long. It is a transcript of the gene klf1, whose product is annotated as Kruppel like factor 1 (erythroid). Lineage: Eukaryota; Metazoa; Chordata; Actinopteri; Salmoniformes; Salmonidae. Gene Ontology annotation, molecular function: DNA-binding transcription factor activity, RNA polymerase II-specific; RNA polymerase II cis-regulatory region sequence-specific DNA binding. The record is from RefSeq and is a predicted model, not a curated record. The transcript has 3 exons. The coding region runs from base 448 to 1626 and encodes 392 amino acids. Gene Ontology annotation, biological process: regulation of transcription by RNA polymerase II.